This is a messenger RNA of Poecilia latipinna (sailfin molly), 4165 nucleotides long. RefSeq names its product cyclin-dependent kinase 17-like. Gene Ontology annotation, cellular component: cytoplasm; nucleus. The annotation marks the transcript as partial. NCBI's taxonomy places the organism in Eukaryota, Metazoa, Chordata, Actinopteri, Cyprinodontiformes, Poeciliidae. Gene Ontology annotation, biological process: protein phosphorylation. The record is from RefSeq and is a predicted model, not a curated record. Gene Ontology annotation, molecular function: cyclin-dependent protein serine/threonine kinase activity; ATP binding. The transcript is spliced from 8 exons.
AAUGUGCGUUUUCAGAUCUUCCUGUUCCAGAUUUUACGAGGGCUGUCUUACUGUCACAAGAGGAAAGUUCUCCACAGGGACCUGAAGCCACAGAACCUCCUAAUCAAUGAAAGAGGGGAACUGAAGUUGGCUGAUUUUGGUCUGGCGAGGGCGAAGUCCGUCCCCACCAAGACGUACUCCAACGAGGUGGUGACUCUCUGGUACCGGCCUCCCGAUGUCCUCCUGGGAUCCUCGGAGUACUCCACACAGAUCGACAUGUGGGGGGUGGGCUGUAUAUUCUACGAGAUGGCUGCAGGUCGGCCUCUGUUCCCCGGCUCCACCGUGGAGGAUGAGCUCCAUCUCAUUUUCAGGCUGCUGGGCACGCCCACAGAGGAGAACUGGCCAGGAAUCUCUACCAUUGAAGAGUUUAAAUCCUACAACUUCCCCAAAUACAAACCACAGCCGUUGAUCAAUCACGCACCCAGGCUGGACAGCGACGGUAUUGAGCUGCUGCUGGCGUUCCUCAGAUACGAGUCCAAGGCGAGGAUUUCAGCUGAUGAGGCGAUGAAACAUUCCUACUUCAGGCAGCUUGGGAUGAGAGUCCACACACUGCCUGAAAGCGUGUCGAUGUUCACGUUAAAAGAGCUGCAGCUUCAGAGGGACCCCGGCUACAGGAACUCCUCCUACCCCGAGUCAGGUAACGGCAACAUCAACAGAAGGCAGAGCAUGCUUUUCUAAUGUUUCCUGAAGAGGAUGGCCAGCCGGCCAGCUUCAUCUGCACCUCCCAGCAACUCCUCGCAUGAGCCCACCUCCCUGUGGAGCGUCUCUCCUCACUCCCUCGCCUGGACUCACUCACACGCGUACACACACACACACACACAUACACAAUGCUGAAUGAGUGACUUUGAGUCAAAACGCUUGGAGACUGUUUAUUUAUUGGAGUGUGAGGUUAACUUAUUUUGCUGCUAAACUACUACUGUCUACUAUAUAACAUGUCUGUGUGUGUGUGUGUACACGUGUGUGUUCGUGCACAUGAUGUGAACUGAAGACGCCAUGCACAGUUAAGUGGUCUGUUUAGGUUACUGUUAUUUCUCCUGACUAUAAUUCUUUGGUAUCUUUAGUUUGAAAGUCAACGGAUGUUGAUGUCGACGCUGUGAUGAAGUUGUUUCAUUGUUGUGCUUACAGAGCAACGGCUGCAGUUUCUUCAAAAUUUUUAUGCAUUCUGUAUAUCUAUACAUAUAUAUUUAUGUGUAUAUAUGUACAUGUAUAUUUGGAGAUUGUUUUUUUUUUUUUGUUGUUGUUUUGUUUUGUUCUCUUUCCUUCGAGCUUCCGUGACUGAUCUAUACAAGGUUUCUACAUUUCAAAAAGCUGCAGCACACGACAGUGUUGACUUUGAGGGGAACGAGAAAGACUGGUGAUGAUGGUGAUGAUGAUGAUGAUGAUGGAUUUCCCAUCUUAGAUAUUUUUUUUUUCCCCCCCAAUGUGUUUCACCCCAAUGUGUUUCAGAAGAACUGUGUUUCUCUGAGGGCCCGAUGGCCUUUGGGGGGUUCCACUGAAAGUCUGAGCAUAGCGCCUGGCAGCUGAGGGCUGAGCGAAGCUAACAGUUUUAGCCGCUGGGUUUCUGCUCACUCUGGUAAAUCUACAGGACCAAAUCUGACGGAGACAAAAAAUGGAAAUAGGCAUGGGCUGGUGUGAGAUUCUCUAUAAUAACCAUGAUUAAAAAACUAAACGGUAUCCUUGUGUGUUAGGAAAAUUUUCUAACAUAAUCUUUCAUUUACUUGGAACAGCAGAAACUAUUACUUCAUAUGCUACAGUUAUGUUACUUUAACAUAUUUUUAUUUUCAUACAAAUAUGGAAUAAAUUGUCAUUAAAUUUAAUAUUAAACACACUCUGCUCUUUGCAGAGAAACAGAAAUCUAAUUACCUGGUUAAUCUGUUCCGGUAGCCUGCAGCCUGCUGCUUUACAGACCUGCCAACUGUAAAUUUAAUACAGAAAUGUUUGGUUUCCACACCAUGCUUGUCUGAAAAAUAGCUCCAGUCGAGAAAAUCACAAACAUCCGGAUUCGUUUAAUUGAGUUAAACGACGCAGCGCUGCAUUACUCUGUCCAUCAUACACAGGAGAAAACUCUGGUUGGCCUGGCUCCUUAAUCUGGGUUUUCAUUUUUCAUGGGCACAAAAAUUAGCAGUUUUUGAAACCGUAGCUGUUUGAAACGUUGGUGCAGCAACACACCAGAGACCAGCCCAUGCCUUGUUGGGGAGACAACCGGACAGCAUUGUUGAGUAAUGAGAAAAACCAGAACCCGAGAUAAAAGCUUGGACAAGUCUGCAAACCCUCCGAAUGUCGAGAGCCUCGAUGCAACUGUACAUUCAGAAAUUUUACCCUGCACUCCAAGCGUUUGCAUUUUUUCUUUUUUUUUUUUGUUUUUGUUUUGUUUUCAUCAGGGACAUGGGCCUCAACACGGCUGAGUUUACCCAACAGUAUUAAGAUGUGUUCUGUGACUUCUCCUCGGGAAAACAGCACCAAUGUGGAUGCUCUAAAAGCAACAAUUUCCCACUUCAUGUCGAGCCACAGCAUUUUUACAACACAGAGAUUAAAACUCAAGACUUUACUGCUGAUGUGUUGUUAGCAACUGACAGUGAUGCUAAAGAUGAUUAAACCUGUUUGCGAGUCUCUCUUUUAAAUAAGUUUACUGUAGCAAUAAGAAAAUGUCCCUGAAUGUUUCUUACAUGACAACUGAUGUUCAUUGCAUUCCUGGGGUCAGAUUUUUCCUGUGUUGACCAUCAUUAAAUAUCAACCGCGGUCGUUUUGCUAAGUUUAGAAAGUACAGUUUGCAGGAGCUAAUGUAAUGCUAUCGCUUCUCUGCCUAUAAAACUAAACCCUGUUUUGACAUCUACUUUGUGAAAAUUUAUCAGGCAGCAUUAGAUGUGUAGUGAACAUUAUUUCCCUGCUAGGUUAACUUCAGCAGAUUUCUCUUUUUAUGCUAACUUUAGGUGCGCAAGCUAGCUGUGCGCUGAAGCUAAACAUACAUGAUGAGGUAUGCAUUCAAACAAAUUUAGGUCAAUAAACAGUGUUUGUUUAAAUGUUACAAUCUCUGGUAUAAAGAAGAAUAUAUACUUUUUGACUUAAGAGGUACAUCAUUAGUGUGAAUAACUAUGCAGUUGAAGCUAUAGGUUAGCUUAGCCAGUUAGCUUUAAAUAUAACUAAGAGUUUUGUUGAACGCUUGGCAAAAAUGUAACCGUAGGGUUUUUUGUUUGUUUGUUUUUUAAAUGCAUAACCAGGAAACAUUUAACGUUAACAGCUUCACAAGGUGAACUGCUAAUAAAUCAGAAAAUAUUAAAAGCUUAUUAAAAAUAAAAGACUGGGAGUGCAUUAAACAUCCAGAUAAAACUGAAAGUUGUCAGGGGAUCAGAGGGAAGUUUUCUUUUUGCUCUUUUGUUCGGCGGCCGACUGAAAACUGUAUUUUGUGACAGGAAAAAGAUUUGUUUAAGCGACACUAGUGUUCUUUGUUUCAGAUUAGGUAGCACAUGCUAGAAGAGUGCUGGAAGCACUGGAAAAGCUUGAUAAACUUAUAUCUGAAAUCAUUAAUGUAAUAAUAUUAACAUCAAACACAGAUUGCAGGUAAUGGUGCAAUGAUCCAGUAAACAAUACAAAUCUUAUUAAUCUAAAUGGUUUGAACAUGCACUCCUAAUUUGAGAUAUUAAAUUGUGAUUACACAAUAAAGUACAUGCAUGACAUACUGUAAACAGGAAGUCAUUAUAUUAAUGGUAUAUUUCCUGUAUUACUGUAAUUUUUAAGUUGGAAAUUAGAACCAUGUACAUCUAAUUUUUCCAUAUUUUUUUUGUUUAUAUUCCACUUUAUCUAAAUUAAGGAUCGUUCCCCUGUGAACUGCAAACUGUGUUUCUGCUAAUAUUACUUUUUUUGUACAUGAACAGCAGUAACAUGCACGAAAGGAGAUUUCUAAAACGGCUUAAUAUUUAUCAUUGUAAAACUGUACUUUUUUUCAGAUGAAUGGGUGAUUUAAUGUGUUUUAUGUCCGAGUGUGUGUGGAAAUGUGUGUGCCUGAUGCAUGGAAGGCCUGCUGUGUUGUCAACUCAAACUCUCUGAAACACUGAGCUGCCGGUGAACAGUUGAUGUGUGACUCUUUUUACUGGAACUAUUUAUUUCUCAUAACCAUCAGAAGUAAAAA